Messenger RNA from Helobdella robusta, 2026 nucleotides. RefSeq lists its product as hypothetical. The record is from RefSeq and is a predicted model, not a curated record. The transcript has 10 exons. Gene Ontology annotation, cellular component: mitochondrion. Bases 26 to 1606 code for a protein of 526 amino acids. NCBI's taxonomy places the organism in Eukaryota, Metazoa, Annelida, Clitellata, Rhynchobdellida, Glossiphoniidae.
AUAAUAAUUAUACUAUAAUGCUGUGAUGUUGCUUGCCAAAAUAUUCAAGCAUUCUAUAAGUCUAAGGCUGUCAAAUUAUCGAUUGACAACGAUUUUGUUUUUUGCACCAUCAAGACGAUCAAAAUCUUUAUCAGUAAGUGAAACAUCUAUUGCCCUAAGGCCUUUCAUCUUCAGAGUUCAUCCUGACCUAUUUUCUAAAUAUGGUAUUGAAAAAGCAAAAAUAAAUGAGGAGUCGUUGAAAUUAUUGAACGAAUACAUCCACAAGCUGCACAACAACGAGCAAGUCAGGCCUCUGAAACUUCUAUUCUACCUGAGGAAACUUCCAUCAUCAACCAAUAAUGAGUCCAAUGCUCUGGAGCUGCGAACAGUGAACAUAAGUUUGCAGUCGACAAAUGUGACCGACACUAUCAGCAACAUUUUGAACACCUGCCAUCUCCCACUUGACUACCUAGAAAGCAUCGGCGUCUCCAGGCACAGUUUCCAUGUUGGAAGUUCUUCUUGUAACAAAUCUACUACCUUGGAAUGGACGUCUGACAAGGAGCUGUGGCGUGUCUUUCAGCAGAUGGAGUGCGAGAUGUUCAACCCGCGCUUCCAACAAUACGACAGUGCCACCAGCGUCCACACCAGACAUCACAACGAGAACUCUGUUAGUUCGUGGCUGAAAAGAAAUUUGAAAAAAGCAAGGGAGAACAUGAAGAAAGUUCAGCCAAUGAGAGACGAGGUAACGAGGUUGCAAGAGAUUAUGGUCCGAGACUUCGGAUUGGCCGAGAUCAAAUGGCAGAGUGGUUGGACCGUUAGUACUCACAGUGCAGCCCUCAAGAGUUUGUGUCGAAUCAUCUGUGGUGGUAGUGGUGGUGGUGGCAGUGGUGUUAGUGGUAGUGGGGAGUACAAUGUCAUAGGGAAGACAGUUGUAUUCGGGAAUGACCUUGGUAUCUCGGUUGAAGGUCACAUCAUUCUAAGGCAAGAUACUGUAUCCGAUGCUUGGAAAUAUAUCCUGAAGAACCAAUCACAUUACGACUCGACGUUACGAGCCAUCCCACACUUUGAGAAGACCUUAUCGACUCUUCUGAAUGGCAUUCAGGUUUUACCGCCACAACAGUCUGUCGUACUAGCUGUCAGCUACCUACAGCAGCUGAAGGCCUUGAUUGAUUGCAUUCAUGCUUAUAGGAAGGAGAGUUUGGAUGAUAUCAAGGAAGAUGUUCACGACCUGCAGUUGACUGUUGAGUGUGCCACAGGGCCUAUCUUGAUGGCGGAGCAAGGUCAAAUCAUGGUCCCUACUUCCUGUCCGGCAUUUUUAAUCUUCGACUACAUUAAGAAGAACUCGCAUAAGGCAAGAUCCAUGCAGAAAGAAUUUCAAAGGUGUCAGUUAUCCGACGAAUCAACGAUCAGCCUCUGCCAGUCCAUGCUAGGCCUGCAAGCCCUCCUCCGUGACUCCAGUAUCACGCGCCAACAGAUGGUCACGUGUUGUCGGAGACUCAUACGAUUGGUUGAUACCAGGGCACUUAAACUCGAUCUUUCGUCUAUCUGGCUUAGGAUUGGUCAGUUUUACACGGUCACCGUCGAAGGGGAGAUGUGCAUACCUUGGAAUUUUGAAGAUGUUAUUUAGUUUCGGUUGUUAGUUAGGAAUUUUAUGUAAGCAGUUUAUUAUCCUCAUCGUUGUACAUAAUUUUUUUUGUUUGAAAAUUAUACAUCUUUAUUUUUUGAGAACAUCUUCAUGGAAUUAAGUUUGGCAGACAUUUGGACACUUGUCCUGAGCAUGUUGAACAAAUUGUAUUCAUCAUAUCUGGCGUAAUUGUGAUUCUAAUUUUAUUCUCACUUUGUUUCAUCUUGUCUAUUCUUAUUAUCGGUCAGCCAGCCACUCGGCACUUUAUGUUUCCUGUGCCUUAUUUAAGAAAUCAUUUGAACUUUCACUUUUUCGUAAUGGAUGUGCGAAAUUUUUAUCGUUAAGUUUGUGACGCAAUAAGUCGCAAAUAAAUUGCGUUGUAAAUAUGUAUUGAAGUAUUAAAAAGCUUGUGAAGAGACUUUU